AUGAAUGUUUACGUAGUUGGUGUUGGAAUGACGAAGUUUAUAAAACCUGGUCGAGAUGGAAACCCUGAUUAUCCAGAAAUGGCAGCCUAAGCUACUAGAAGAGCUCUAAGAGAUGCCAAUAUUCCUUACUCCUCCGUCUAAGUAGCUUCAAUAGGCUACGUAUAUGGCGACUCAACAUGUGGACAGAGAGCAUUAUAUGAAGUGGGAAUGAGUGGAAUUCCCGUAUACAAUGUCAAUAACAAUUGUUCAACAGGGUCCAGUGCCUUACAUAUGGUGUCUUAACUACUAAAGGGCGGACUUUAUGAUUGUGCAUUGGCACUUGGAUUUGAAAAGAUGGAGAAAGGAUCAUUGAAUAUGAAAUUCCCAGAUAGAACUUAACCACUCGAUAAGAUAGUUCUGAAGACAAUGGAAGUGGGAGAACAAAGCUCAGCCCCGUUUGCACCCUAAAUCUUUGGAAAUGCAGGAAUUGAACACAUGAAAAAAUAUGGUACAAAACCAGAACAUUUUGCCCUGAUUGCUUAUAAAAACCAUCUUCAUUCAACUCGAAACCCAUAUAGUUAAUUCAGAGACAAAUACACUCUCUAAGAAAUCAUUACAUCACCGAAGAUACAUGGUCCCUUAACUAAACUUCAAUGUUGUCCAACAUCUGAUGGAGCAGCUGCAGCUAUUGUUUGUACCGAAAAGUUCGUGCUUCAACAUAAUUUACAAGAUUAAGCUGUAUAAAUCUUAGGAAUUACUAUGACUACAGAUAGUGAAAAGACAUUCACUGAUUAAAGUUUGAUGAAUUUGGCUGGAUAUGAAAUGAGCAAAAGAGCUGCCCAACAAAUCUAUCAAUAAACUGGAGUUAAGCCAUCUUAGGUUGGAGUUUGUGAAUUGCAUGAUUGUUUCUCUGCAAAUGAGUUGAUUACAUAUGAAGCCUUAGGUCUAUGUGAGGAAGGGAAGGCUGGAGAUUUUAUAGAUAAAGGAUACAACACUUAUGGUGGACGUGUAGUUGUGAAUCCUUCUGGGGGACUGAUAUCGAAAGGACAUCCACUAGGUGCAACUGGGUUAGCUUAAUGUGCAGAGUUAUGCUGGCAAUUAAGAGGAAUGGCUGAGGAAAGAUAGGUUCCUGGAUUGUAAUAUGCUUUAUAACAUAACAUUGGCUUGGGAGGGGCUUGCAUUGUUGCUCUCUAUAAGAAAUACAAUACAAAAUCAGGAAGACCCAGGAAGGAUCAAACAUCUAAUCCUGACAUCCUUGAAAAAUUAGAAAAGGAAUAACCAAAAUUGUGAUGUUAUACAUUAAAAACACAAAACAAUUAAAUUAAA
Paramecium tetraurelia is the source of this 1305-nucleotide messenger RNA. RefSeq lists its product as uncharacterized. Lineage: Eukaryota; Ciliophora; Oligohymenophorea; Peniculida; Parameciidae. The transcript has 2 exons. The record is from RefSeq and is a predicted model, not a curated record. Gene Ontology annotation, molecular function: acyltransferase activity, transferring groups other than amino-acyl groups.